AUGCUAGCUUUGACCACACGCAACACUCUCAGACAAUCGCUCAAGCUUCAGUGCGGUAUGGCUUCCAGAUGCUACACCGAGGGCUCGACUGGCUCUCCAAGAGGCGAAAGCGCAGAAGACGCUUUUGUCAAAAGAGAGCGUGCCCAGGAAGACUAUUACAUCAGAAAACAUGAAAAGGACCAGUUGGCGCAACUGAGGCAGAAAAUCACCGAGCAGCAGAAGAAAAUCGACCAUUUGGAGGACCAACUGAACGGGAAGAAAUGA
Molecule: messenger RNA, 264 nt
Organism: Lachancea meyersii CBS 8951
Lineage: Eukaryota; Fungi; Ascomycota; Saccharomycetes; Saccharomycetales; Saccharomycetaceae
Source: the annotation of a GenBank genome assembly